CUUCCUCCGGCUUAAAGCGGGUGACAGCACAGCAUCAUCAUCAUCAUCUGGCCGUCCCAUUUAGCUAAAUCCCCUGAGAUCUGACAUUAUAAACCUCAUAUCUAGUUAUAAUGUCGGCCGAUACGUUGUUGCACGCCGCCAACUUCAGCACGCUGUUCGUCUGCAUGGUGCUGAAGUUCCCGCAGAUUUUUGCUUUGAUGCGGGCGAAGUCAUCGGACGGAGUCAGCCUCAGCAGUCUUCUCCUGGAGUUGAUCGGGUUCAUCGCUUUUGUAACAUACCAGAUGUACUACGACUACCCACCUCCGACGUACCUGGAAUAUCCGAUCCUCAUCGCUCAAGACGCCAUUCUCCUCCUCCUGAUCCUCCACUACAACGGCCGCCUGUGGCAGGGCCUCCCCUACACCUUGCUGUUCGUCGGGGGCUGGAGGCUCCUCACGGUGGAGAAGUGGAUCGUAGAUUUGGCCAUGAGCCUGUGCACGUUCAUCAGCGCUGGCAGUAAAUUUGCCCAGCUGCAGUGCCUGUGGAGGACCAAGGACGCCGGGCAGAUCAGCGCCCUUUCCUGGGCCUUGGCCACCUACACGGGCACAGCACGGAUUUACACCACCAUGGCGACGACCGGAGACACGCUGGUUGUGGUACGGUUCGUCGCCAUGACACUGCUCAACAUGUGGGUGCUUCUCACCGUGCUCCACUACCAGAGGCGCGCCGGCGGGUCCAAGAAACGGGACUAAGCUUAAAGAGCCGGAUCCCGGGAACGGGGCCCGUUCGCUCCCAUCGCAUUCCCAGCAGAGCAAUAACUGGAGUUGCAACAGUUACGAAAGCUGCUCUUGAAAUACUGACCUAUAAAAGAAGAGAUUUUUUUUUAAUAUUGUAAUUACCUGGUAAUGAACCCACAUUUUUUUCCAUUCCCACAUUCCAGGCAGUGUGUGUGAGCAGAGAUCAAUUCAUUCUUAUACUGUAUGUGACACAAACAUCUUCCUACUUUUGUAAAAGUCCUUUUCUGAACUAUUUUAAUAAAGCAGACAUUCUAGCAGCUUACAUUGUGAGCAUUUCAGUCUCCAGGAUAUGGUUCUUUUUUUUUCUUUCAACGUAGAAAACAAAAAAAUCCCAAACCAAAAGGCACAUCCACAUCUUUAUUGUUGAAGUUAUUACUAAAAUAGAGCCGAUUGGUAGCAAACAUGCAUUCUGGAUGUAAAGCCCUUUAAAUACAAAGUGGACAAGGCUGUAUAAAUAAGUGUGCACUGUAUGGCAUGUAAAAUAUAUAUACUGUGUAUAUUUAUAUGUAUAAAACAUGCUUCUUGGUUAAAGGAGAGCACUCCAUACACGCACACACAAACAAACACACAACCCAUACAUACACGGUUACUCUCCACCUGCUAUAUAAGCCACGACAAUGUGCCCAAACUCAUGAGUUUGGUUAUUUUUAAUACAAAAAUAUCAGGACAAACACUUUUAGAAAAACUUUCAACGGAAUAGUGCUGCUCAGUAUUUGGACUCUUAUGAUGUGAUUUCACACCUUCUUGAUUUCUGGUUCUUACUGGUUCAUUCCUCCUCGUUUGCAUUGCAGGGAAUGACUACAACACACACACACAAAAAC
Gasterosteus aculeatus aculeatus (three-spined stickleback) is the source of this 1597-nucleotide messenger RNA. It is a transcript of the gene slc66a3, whose product is annotated as solute carrier family 66 member 3. Lineage: Eukaryota; Metazoa; Chordata; Actinopteri; Perciformes; Gasterosteidae. The record is from RefSeq and is a predicted model, not a curated record.